Polistes dominula (European paper wasp) is the source of this 2100-nucleotide messenger RNA. RefSeq lists its product as uncharacterized. The record is from RefSeq and is a predicted model, not a curated record. Lineage: Eukaryota; Metazoa; Arthropoda; Insecta; Hymenoptera; Vespidae.
AGCUGACUCAGUAGUCAUUCUCUUGCAACACAACGUACGUCAGAAUUUGUUAGUGGCAAAAUUUUGGUUUGCGCGUUCUCCGCUUGUUAUAUCAACGAUAUAUCAACGACAAAAGAGAGACCAAUAAGAGCGAAACGCACGUCGUAAUUUGAACGAUCUUUAUUUGCGAUGGAUAUCAGACUGUACGGUCUACUGCUCAUUUUUGCAGUCGUUGGAUCCAACGCCCAUUUGAAUUCCUUUGUCCGUGCUAGUAGAAAUCGUAGAGAUGUCGAAAGGAGUGUCGAUAGUUACGGGCUGGAAGACUACGAUUUAGUCAAGAUAAUUAAACGUGCGGCUGAUUCCAAGGAUACCGAUGCUAAGACAACUACUGAGAGUAAUGAGGAUAACACUAGUCUUACCACCAAAAAUCCUGGCACUCCGAGUCCUGGCACUACGAGUCCUGGCACUACGAGUCCUAGCACCACGAAAGCUACUACACCAAAACCUAAAUCGACCAAACCACCAAGUACCACCACCUCCAACGCAAUCUCGUCUAAACCUACGACUAAAUCAAAUCCAACAUCAACAGAAACGACUACGAAUAAGCCUCAGUUGGGAUCAAGAUCGGCAUUCGACACCAAAGAUGAUUCUACAUCGAAGCCAACUAAUCCAGAUGAAAAAGGAGACAAAAAACCAUCGGCCUUAUCACCUCGAACGAAAGCAGAUACGCCCGAUAACAAAGACAAAAGUCCAUCCUCACCGUCGUCAGGUUCUAAUCCUAACGAAUCAAGAUUUAAUCCGAGUUAUUCGCAACCUGGUAGUUACCCAUUCCCAGGAUAUAACUCUAUACCUCCUUAUGGUCCUAAUUAUGCAUUUACCAGUACUAAUCGUGGUCCCGGGUCGGCGAGUGCAUCGGCUAGCAGUUUCGCCAGCGCCGGUGCAUCAUCGUCGAGUAAUCCAAGCAAUCCACUCUUCAAUUCGCGCGGUGGAUUUCCUUUUAAUAAUCCUUACUACAAUCCCAAUGGAUAUGGAUCCGAAAAUGUAUGGCCGGCCACCAAUGACGCUUCUCAAAAUACUCCUGUGAAACCUAAAACAAAUUCUCGUUCUUAUUUCAAUACGGAAGACAAGUCCGACAAGUUACCUUCGAAUAAUCCGACAACUGGAAAUAAUGCCAGUCCAGUUAAUAAUCCUAACUCCAUACCAUCCAGCGGCCCACAAAAUUUCCCAAGUCGUACUUUCGGAGGUCCAUACAGUCCCAAUUUCGAUUAUCCUCCCGCGAAUGGGGUUCAGGGACCUAAUUAUGCCUGGACUAAUUCUGGACCCGGAUACGCUGGAGCAGCUGCAGGUGCUUCCUAUAGUUCUGGAUCAUCACCAUCGUUUAAUAGUCGUGGCGGGUUCCCCGAUAAUAGUGCUGGAACCGCAUUUCCGGAUAAUUCAGGAUACUCUCCUGGUGCCGUAGGUACUGGUUACCAACCUGGAUUUAACCCUGGAUUUGGCUCUGAUUUUGACAACGGCUUCUCAUUCCACCAACGCAUGAUGGAAGAUCAUUUCAGGCGCAUUCAAGCACAAUUCGAAGCUCAACAACGAGCGUUAUUCGACGCAAAUAACGGAAUAGGAGGAGGAGGAGGUGGUCCUAAUUAUGGUUUUGGUUCUUCUGAUCCAGGAAUUCAAUCCGCUAUUUCAAGUAUUAGUGUCGGACCUGGAGGUGGUUACCAGGCCGGUCAGAUAAGUCCCGUUGCACCAGGAGUAGAAUCUCGAUUUGCUGACCCAUUACCAGCACCGUCAGGAGGACCAAUUGGUGUCUUUGCUAGUUCCCGAUCUUCCAGUGUUACAGAUGAUUCUGGAAGGACUAUUGCUCAUAAAUCAGCAACCACUGGAUUAAAUGACAAUGGAAAGAUUACUUUCCGUACUGUCGAAGAUUAAUAAUGUUAUUUAAUGUAAUAAUAUUCAAUUAUGUGCUAUAUUAUUAUAGAAAUAUGUAUACAUAUAUUUCUAUAUGCAUUUAAUUUGUAUAUCUACUCGUUUAUAACCGUAUGUAAUAUGCAGAUGUAAAAGUUCAAUUAAACUAAUGUUCGCAUCGAGCGUAAAGCGAGAUGUUUAUUUCUCAGGGUAAUUAAUACA